UGUCGCUAGACUUCUAGAGAUCACUGUGGAGAUCAGGAUCAGGAAUCUUUUCAUCAAAGAAUGAAGAAGACUUGACAGCGCUGAAAGUAAAUAAACAUGGCAGCCGCUUUCGCUGGGCCACGUCCCGUCCCUAAUAAGUUACCAGAUGGCUAUGAAAGAUGGGUAUGUCUGUAUCCAGCCUACCUAAACAAGGAUAAGUCACGUGCUGAAGGCCGUAGAAUUCCCAAGGAGAAAAUGCUUGGUGAAAGGAAAAUAUAUUGUCGCGAAAAGAGCAAGGAGGCACCAUAUUGGGGAAGAGUGCGAGUACAGUUGAAGAAUCAGAGUGGUGAACCUGUGAAUCCCAAAUUCCAAACUCGGGAGGACCUCAUGGUAUACACAGCAGAAAAAAUACCCCAACUGAAAAGUAGAACUAAUCCUAAACAUGGUCAAGAUGUCCAACAACAACAAGGAAAACAAGGUAAAGGAAAGAAAAAGAAGUAACUUUGAGUAAGAAAUAUUUAUUUCAAACCUUUUCUCUUGCAUUAUUUGUGUGUUGGUUAAAUAAACCCGAAAGAUUUUUAACAUCAUCAGAUACAUUUAUAACUUAUAAAAAAUAUUGUUUUAUGAAACAAAUAGGUCCAGAAAAUAAAGGCCUGAAAUA
Molecule: messenger RNA, 640 nt
Organism: Macrobrachium nipponense
Lineage: Eukaryota; Metazoa; Arthropoda; Malacostraca; Decapoda; Palaemonidae
Gene: Srp19
Product: signal recognition particle 19 kDa protein-like
Exons: 4
Coding region: 97-480 (127 amino acids)
Biological process (GO): SRP-dependent cotranslational protein targeting to membrane; SRP-dependent cotranslational protein targeting to membrane, signal sequence recognition
Cellular component (GO): signal recognition particle, endoplasmic reticulum targeting
Molecular function (GO): 7S RNA binding
Source: RefSeq, a predicted model, not a curated record